AUGGAGACCCCCGGCAGCACGCGGGGCCCCAAGGCCAGCCUGAGCCAGCGCAGCCAGGAGAUGCGUGUCCUCGUGGGCCUGCAAGAGCAAGGAGGGAAGAUUUUCACUCAGUCCUGUGAGGAAAAGCUCCGUCAGAACAGGGAGCUGCUCCCCAGCCUGCAGGCGGCCUUGCAGGAGGAUUCCGAUGUCCUGAAAUUUGUCCUGAAGUACAACAAACUCCCUAUUAAGGAUGCUUUUGCAGAGGGACAGGAGCUCGUUUCACUCACUGAGAGCCUGGAGGUGAUCAUAAAGAAGGUCGAAGCCAAAGUCCUCGAGCAGGUGAAGGUGUGUGACAUGCUGCUGCACCAGCUGAAACAGUGGACCCAAGCCAGGGACGAACGCCAGAGGCAACUGCAGGAGCUGCAGGAUGCUGAGACAGAUCCUAAGUGGCAAGAGCCAGAGUUGCAGACCAUUCGCCAGCUGGGCAAUGCCAUUGAGAAGAUGCUCAUGAAAAUUCACAGUGGAGAGAUUGUGACCAACCUGUACCUGCAGCUUCAGGAGGUCCUGAAGAAGGAACUGGUGUACCUGCCUCAAUACCUGAACCUCCUCUGUGGGAUGACUGUGAUGUACCACGAGGAGCUCACAGCCCAGAGUAACCUCAAAGCUAACGAUGUCAUUGAGAGACUCAUGGCCAAGGCAGGACCCCAGGUCCGUGCGGAGAAACAGCUCAGGGACCAGUCCCUGGCUGAGCAGAGGAAGCACAUCGAGAGCCUCCGGCGCCAGGAGGAGAGCGAAAGGCAGCAGAGGCAGCAAGCUGUGUCCAUGCUCUCUGCAGAGCAGGACCUGAGCUCCUCAGACACGGCCGGUGCUGACGUGGACGCCGCCAAGGCCAAGAUGGAGCGUGAGGCCUUUGUGAUGGACAAGAUGGAGAAGGCAAAGACUGCCCUGCAGUGCUCCUGCCUCUGGGACAUCCCCAGCAGCAUCCAGGCCCAGAGGAAAUCCCUGGGGAGCCUGCAGCAGCACAUUGACGUGUGCAGCGAGAGGAAGAAGGUGCUGAAGAAGACGCUACAGGAGAUGGAGCUGAAGCAGGCUAAACUGAAGUUCAACCAGCCCGUCAGCACCACCAGGCUGCGGGAAGAGAAGCUGCGGGAGAACCUGAAGCAGGAAGAGGCCCGGCUGGAGCAGAUGCGAGCCCAGAUGUUGAGGAACCAGAAGCGCCUGAUCGAGUUUGAGAACAUCAUUGACAACCUGUUCCUCCGCAUGCAGGGCAUCCUCAUCCCUGGGCAGGAGGACUCUGUGGCCGUGGUGGGGCUGGAGGAGAAGCUGCAGCACUGUGAGCAGAAGCUGAAGCUCCUGAAGGAGAGGGUGGCAGCCCGGCCCGAGGACAGCACCGAUGAACACAGUGAGACUUUUGCCAAGGUCAGGAACCUUCUGGAGAGUAGAACUGCCGAUGAAACGCAGAACCUGAAGAUUUCCUUCGAGGAUGAAGACGCUAUGGAAGACGACACCUUGGAUUUUGAGGAUGAAGACCAUGACUACAUCCCCAGCCGGGAGGACAUCAAGAAGCAGGGGCUGCAGCUGAUCAGAAUGAACACCAGACGUCGCAAGAAGAAGUAG
Messenger RNA from Hirundo rustica (Barn swallow), 1596 nucleotides. It is a transcript of the gene CCDC183, whose product is annotated as coiled-coil domain containing 183. The record is from RefSeq and is a predicted model, not a curated record. Bases 1 to 1596 code for a protein of 531 amino acids. The transcript has 14 exons. Lineage: Eukaryota; Metazoa; Chordata; Aves; Passeriformes; Hirundinidae.